GUAAAGACAGGUAAAAAGAGGAAGAAAUUAGCAACAUGUUUCCGCUUAAAACAGUGGCACUCGUCGCAGUUUUUGCUGUUUAUGGGAAACACAGCGAUGCUUCAUCCCCACCCGUGUCAGAGGGAAAUGUCAGGAAACUAAACACAAAUACGGGAAGUCUCGCUGGUGGAACGAUGCUCAGAAUUCAUGGAAAAGGCUUUUCCGGCGAUCAGUUUGCGUUUGAAGACCCAAAUCUGGGUAACGUAGUGACGCUUACAGGAAAUGACGGAGUUACUGUUCCCUGUCAUGUCGUGGAAACGGACACGUCUGACACGAAAAUAUCUUGUGAAGUCGGAGAACCACCAGCUGGCCACGAAAGAGACACAUAUUCACUUUCAAUCAAAGUGAACGGUCAACCUCUUGGUGGAGGCCAUCGCCACACAUACUGCUGGGGGACAUGCAGAUUUUACUUCAGACAUUGGAGAACCCCGUCAAUAUCAGUAAUUGAUAGACAGGCUGGCGAGACAGACAAAAUUUUAAAGAUAACUGGAAGGCUAUACACAGAACAGAUUGGUCGCCUCUCUGACGGUACUGGAGAAAACUUUGAACCAGAGGGAGCCGAAAUUACACGAGUGUAUAUUGGCGGGUACAACUGCGACACUAACGACGAAUUUGGAGAAGUGUACGGUAUAGUGUGGCAAGAAUGGACAGGGUACUUCAUCUGCAGGGCGGAAAUCAGUGCUCCAGGAUCGUACCUAGUUUCAUAUCUGGUAUCGUAUUACGGCCGUUCCAGAAUUGAAAAUGAUCUAGCCAGUUAUGUCGAUGGCAAUGACGUCAUCUAUCAAUACCAAGCUCAUUCAGAUGUUUUAAGCGUUGCGCCAAGGAACGGAAGCAGAGCUGGUGGAACAAUCCUAACGAUAAAAGGAAAAGGUUUCAGCCAUAUUGAAGAGAAUGUUAAAGUAACUGUCGGAGGCGUUCCAUGUAAGGUCCUGACAAGUACUCGGGAUACAAUCAAGUGUAUUACUGGAAGCGUGGACGAAGAGAAAGACAACAGAAAAUUUCAUCCAGGUGGCCGGGGGUUCACAUGUGACACGUGGACAACCAACCAAUGGAUCCCUAACGUGCGAGAUUUUGAUCCGAACUCAACUGACUACAAUACACACAUCCACAGCCACAUCCAUCAAAUGCACACAGAUUUUGCAAACUGUCCAAACGAUCCAACAUUCGUGAAACCGACCUCCAGGUUGGUUGGCCGACUGACCGCAUAUUUUGUGCCUCCAUCCAGUGGAAUGUACAGAUUUGGAACGCUAUCAGAUGACAGCAGUGUUGUCUAUUUCAGUAACACUAGUUCACCCGCGAACAAAAAGGAAAUUGCUUCAGCAGCUUGGUACACAGGGUCCAAUUGGGAGAAGUAUGACACUCAGUGGUCAGAACGUAUGUACCUUGAGAAAGGUCGACAUUACUAUAUCGAGGGCGACUAUUAUGAUGGUGGCGGUGCUUACUUUCUAAAUAUUGGUUUGAAGAAGGAAUCCACAAGUCAUACCGAGAACGAUGUGCCCAUGGCCGUCCAAGAACAGCAGUAUUUGAAAAUAUGGAGCAGUUUGAGCGAUGAGAGACAGACCAUUUCGUAUGAAAACUGGAAAGAUGGCUUCGUUCAACAAGAGGAACAGCUUGUUACGGUCAUGCAAUGUUUACUUGUCAACAACGUUUGUCAACAACCUCCUUCCUUCAUGUUGAGCUACGAUGGCGUUACGACCCAGGCUCUAACUUCAGGCAUCUCUGCUGCAAAUCUAGAAUCUGCUCUGAAUAAUCUUGCUACGAUAAGAAGUGCUGGCUCCGUCGCUGUCACCUUAGAAUCGUCCGACAACCAGAAGAGAAUCUUUAGAGUGAAGUUCAACUUUGCCGAACCUGAGCACACACUAAUGCUGCAAACACAGAGCCAGUAUGUAAACAUUGAAGUCGACAAGGCUGGAAUAAACUCCGGAAGAGGUUUCAGACUCGGUUUUGGUGGAAAACGAACAAGAGUGAUUAAUCCUAACGCAACGAAAGAGGAACUGGAAGGAACUUUCUCUCAACUUUUUAGCACGGAAUGUACAUUCUCGGAAGACACAGAUUCAGCUUACUUCUACCAGGGCUACGAAGGGGAUAAAUCAGGGUAUGAACAAGGAGAUAGAGUUAAGGACGAAACGCCACACUGUGGAAGGCAGGCAUUAAUAAAUCCAAACGCGAUCUACGUUGGGGGUCUGACGGAAAUAAAACCUGGACAAAAAGGGGGCGAAUUUAAUCUGCAAGUCAAUUCAAGGGUUUGCUAUGCAUUCAAAGGCGACUGUGACAAAGUAACAUUGAGAACUUACGUAAAAUAUACAAACAGCGAGGGAAAGUCGACACACGGCAAUCUCUACCACGAGUACCCCUGUUCCACACGCUGGCAAUACGACUGUUUCAACUUGAAUGAACUGGCUGUAGACUCUGAUAUUUGGCAAAAGAGAAUGCCAGGAUCUCAAUUGUUUGUGAAGGAUAUCUACAUUUCUAGAGAUGUGAUGGUUGACGAUGUUUGGAUUGGAAGGUCGCCAGUGAGUGUUACCAAACGUAAAGUCGCUGCUCAACCAAAUGGCCAAUGGAUAAAGAAUUUUAUAAUAGAGAAAUUAUCAGAAACCAAAUUCAGAAUCAAGAUGUAUCCAGGAAAAUGUGGUUUUGAUAUUCCACUGAUCUCUGUACAAGGAAUUCCUCACACGGAUGGCGAGGAUCAAAUCUCCUUCAACGUUUCAGCAAUCGGCGCAACGAUCACUGUGACACGUGAAAGAGCCGCAAGUCCGCCGUUAGGAGGGACGUUUGAUUUGAAAUUUGGAAAUAAAACAGUCCAAGGUAUUCCGCUAAACACAACAGCUCAGGAGAUGAAAGAACUUCUAGAAACGAAUUAUGAUGUAGGCGAACUGCGAGUUCAAAUCUCCAACGGUUAUCCGAAGUGCAGCCACUACAGGUGGAAGUUAGACUGGCUGACAAAGGCAGGGAAACAACCGGAGUUUAAAAUCAAUGCAAGUAAAGUUACUGGUGAAAAUAUCAGGAUCUCGUAUACAACAAGAGAUGGAGGACUGUUUUAUCGCAAGAUACCAGGAGAGUUUCUACGGGUGAUAACUAAAGAACCACAGGUUGUCGUGACAGUAAAUGACUUGGUAGCCAGCUGUUUGGGCAAAGAAUGUUCCUAUCACCAUCUGACAGAGAGAACACCAGUAGUCACCAGCUUCAAUACAACAACUGGCGGAGCUGGUUCCGCGGUCAAAGUUACGGGGACUGGAUUUAGCAACAAUGCGAGUCACGUCACUGUUACCAUGGGUGGUGUCGAAUGCACUGUGCUGUCGAGUAGCGAGACAGAAAUCCAAUUUCUUAUUGGCAAUAAUGUCAAUCCUGGAUCUCAAGAGAUCUCAAUCAGUAUCCACAACAAAGGCUUUGCUCAAUUUGAGAUCGUACAGAACAGGCGACGCCGUAGUGUAUCAAACAUUAUACCCUUCUUAUUUAACAUAUUUAUCGUUCGUGUCGACUCUGUGACCCCGAACACUGGUGGAACGGCGGGUGGUACACGUCUUAGGAUUCAAGGCUUUGGUUUCGGCACAAGUCCAGAUCUUUCGGUUGAGGUCGGUGAAGUGGAAUGUGAGAUUGAAUCCAUUGAUACGACAGUCAUUAUGUGCGAAACUGGGCCCAGGUCUGCAGGACUGGUUGACAUUGUCGUGUUUUCUGGCUGCAAGGAAAUCGGUUGUACAUACACAUUCAACAACGGCUUCACAUACGAUGACUCCGUGCAACCAAGAAUAACCGAGAUUAACCCGGAGAUGGGGCCAACGUACGGUGGUAUAGCGUUGACCAUCACCGGCACUUCGUUCCCUACGGCGGUUGAAGAGGUCACGGUUACCAUGGGAGCAAGACGUUGCGAGGUCACGGCAACAAGCAGCACGCAAGUGACUUGCACCGUGCCGAUGAACCCCCCUGGGAAUGUCAAUGUGGUCGUCGAUACUAAAGUUAAAGGAAGAGCAUCUUUGGAUGGAACCAACGCCGUGUUCACGUCAGUGUUAUAUGUCAGCGGUGUUACACCGAACAGAGGGUCGCUGAACGGUGGCGCUGAGCUCACUAUACAAGGUGGAGGGUUUAGUACAAACAAUACCGAUAACAUGGUCAUGUUGGGAGACGUGAUGUGUGAGGUUACAUCAAGUACGGAGAAUGAAUUGAAAUGCAAAACACCGGUUGGAGGAAGGAUUGUAAAAGUUGACAACUCCGGGUCACAUCCAGAGUUUGGUAUUGGUUAUCAAUGGAGUCCAUCAACAGUAACCGUUCGAGUCGGUGAUAGAGUAAAGUGGAGCUGGGCUGCACCACAUUUGGCUGAUGUGGUGUACGGAGUUCAUCAAACCAAAGAUGGCGACUCUUCCGACUACGAUGGAACUGGUUUUAUCAGCCAGCGCAGUGGUAGUGGCUCGUUCAUGCAUCAGUUCACAACCCCUGGUACUUACUACUUCUCAAGCGGAUUUAUCGACAAAUCACAAUCAUUGGACAUGAAGGGAAUGGUUGUAGUUGAGCAAGCCCAGUCUAGCGUGGUGAAUGUUGAAGUCAAAGUCAACGAGUACACAGCCGCCCACAACUUGUCAGGCGCCCAGCCUGAUCAGUCCCCAGAAAGGUGCAACCAAGACGCGACAAAGACCCAGGAUGGCGUAAACUUUGCCUUCACAUUCUCGACCUGCGUCACCUCCACCGUCACAGCGGUCACACCUGCCUCGGGCGUGAACACAGACAAAAUAACCAUCAAAGGAAGCGGUUUUAGCCGGGUUAAGAACAAAAACACCGUGACAUUCGGUGGUCACGUUUGUAACAUACUGGAAAGCAACGAUACUGUUAUAACUUGUAACCUAGACACUACCAACGAACCAGAACCAUGGAUGAAAAUGCCUGUGUCUGUCGAAGUGAGUGGUAAUGGACGCGCUAUCAUCGCCCCUGGAGUGAACGAAACUACAUUCUUUGAAUUGAUUCCUUCGUUGGUAACAAUAACACCAAGAUUUGGUUCGCAUUUCGGAGGCACAAGGAUCGUUUUAGGUGGGCAGGGAUUUGUCGAAGACAUGAGAGUUAGUUUAGGACAAAGCGGAUGUCGAAUAGACAGUUUAUCAUACACUCAGAUAGACUGCGUUGUGGGGCCAUCUUUCACACAGACUGAAAACGACCAGCGUGUGGUGGAAAUACUCUUAGAAAAAAAUAACGGGAAUUUAAAAGCUGUUUGCAAGGAACCAGGUGCUUGCAGCUAUGUCUACCAAAAUGCCCUAACGCCAGAGAUUACAACUUUCAGUCCAACAACAGUGAGCGCCCCAGAUACGAUACUCACGUUUGACGGUUCAAAAUUAAGCAAUACACCAUCAGACGUCAAGGUUGUCAUCGGCGACGUGCAAUGCGCCGUACAGACUACAUCCAUGAGCCAGAUCACAUGCAAUCUGCCAGGACUGCCCGUGGGCCAGCAUCGCGCGAUGGUACAUAUCGCGGGCGACAAAGGUUAUGCCAAAUUCACAAAUCAAGUAAACGUCACUAGCCAAGAAGCAUUAACAAGUCUAUCGCAUACACAGGGGAGCGUCAACGGAGGACUAUUGCUCACAAUUAAUGGCCAUGGCUUUGAUCCUGAAGGCGAGACCGUAGUGGAAAUCGGUGGUAAACGAUGUGAGAUAACAGAAGUCACAACUUCUGUUAUAAAAUGUCGAACACCUAACCAAGGUGCCCCGGGAUCGUUUUUGGUACAGGUUUCUUCCUCUGGUUUUCCGCUGACACCUCUCAACUCGCAGACAUUUUCCACCUCUACGGCAGCGACUCCUGUGGUCAACACGAUACCAAACGCUGGUCGAUCUGGUAACACCAUCAACAUUCAAGGCACAGGCUUUGCAACGCAACCAUCAGAGAACCACGUCAAGAUUGGUGGUACCCCAUGCAUGGUAACGACCAGCACUGCAACCACCAUCGCUUGCACGCUUUCUGCAAAGCCUGCCGGUAGCUAUCCCGUUACGCUCCACGUCGUUGGUAAAGGUAUGGGAACCACGGGCAUGAACUUCACCUAUCAGUUGAACAUCGACACCGUCACCCCGAAUGAAAGUGGGUUUGGUGGUGGUAGGCUUGUCACCAUUAGCGGUUCUGGAUUUAGUCGUGAGGCCGACGUGACCAUCUGUGGUAAUCCUUGCAAGAUUCCUAAAGGAUAUUUGGUUAAUGAUACAGAAAUCCAGUGCGAAACACCACCGAAAGAGCAAUCAGCCCCUGGAGCCAAUGAUGUUUGCGACGUGGUUGUGACCAACACAGAAAAUAUGUUUAGAAAUACCGAAUCCUCGGGAUAUACCUACAAAGACGCUCUAACCUCCACCAUUACCGGUGUUUCACCAUCACGGGGCGGCACAGGAGGUGGUGUGGUACUUACCAUUACUGGUACUGGCUUUAGCACCACACAGAGCCAGAACAAAGUCACCAUCGACGGUACCAUGUGCUUGGUGACCUCAGCGACAACGACAGAACUCAAGUGUACCACAGGUUCACAUCAUAGAACCAUCAAGACAAAAGUAAGAGUUGACGUUGGUUCAAAUGGUGCUGCUGUUCAGGAAAAUGCUGACUUCUACUAUGUUGAUGUCUGGUCAUCAAAAUACACCUGGGGUGGUCGAGAUCCUCCCAUUGAAGGUGAUUUUAUUGUGAUUAACGAGGGGCAAACCAUGGUCCUUGAUGUGGACACACCUGUUCUGGCUUUCCUGUUGAUCAAAGGAGGAACAUUCAUGUUUGAUGAUGAGAAAGACAUUCACCUUCACAGCAAUUUUAUACUAAUCACCCACGGUGGUUCAUUCAUGGUUGGAUCCGAAGAGGAGCCAUUCAAACACAAGGCAACCAUCACCUUGCAUGGUCACGUGAGAUCGAAAGAGAUUCCCGUGUAUGGCGCGAAAAGCAUCGGCCUGAGGGAAGGAUACCUCGGACUGCAUGGACAACACGUGCCGCACACGUGGACAGUGAUCAUGGAGACCGUAAAUCCCGGAGAUACACAACUGAAGCUGAAACAUGCUGUCACGUGGAAGCCUGGCGAUAAAAUCGUUAUCGCUCCCACCGGGAAAAAUAUCAGAGAACAUGAGGAGGUUAUGGUAGUCGGAGUUACGGACGGGGGGAAGACGAUCAAUGUCUAUCCAGCACUCCAGUAUAGACAUAUUUCAAUCGUCCAAACGUUUGGUGGAAGGGUUAUUGAAACUCGCGCUGAAGUUGGUUUACUCACACGAAACGUUGUUGUUCAAGGAAGUUUACAUGACGAAUGGCAAGGUACAAUCAAAGCUUGCCCGGACGCAUUCCAACCAGGACAGUUCCAAACACAGAAUUGCUUCCAGGGGAAAUUUGGUGAAGAGCCGGAUAGUGAUGGAUUCGGUGUUCAGAUAAUGAUUCACGCUCCGGUGAAAAGCGCUGGUAUGGUGACCGCGCACUUUAAUCACAUUGAAGUGCGCAACGCGGGACAAGCAUUCAGGAUCGGACGCUAUCCAAUCCAUUUCCAUAUCAGCGGUGAUGUCGAUGGUUCUUAUGUGAAAGGCUGUAGUAUUCAUCAUUCAAAUAACCGAGCAGUCACCAUGCAUGGUAUCAACAACCUUCUCGUUGAACGAAAUGUUUUUUACAAUGCAAAAGGCAACGCGUUUUUCAUGGAGGAUGGAAUAGAGACGGGAAAUGUUAUUCAGUACAACCUCGGGAUCUUCGUAAUCUCGUCAACUUCAACUCUAAACGUGGAUGUCACUCCAGCCUCGUAUUGGGUGACAAAUGCGAACAACACUGUCCGUCAUAAUGUUGCUGCAGGUGGAAGCCAUUUUGGUUUCUGGUAUCAAAUGUUCCAACAUCCAGACGGCCCGUCGUUCACUCCAGACGUGUGUCCACGGAACGUGUUCAUGUUAGAGUUCCGCAAUAACACUGCACAUUCGUUUGGAAGAUACGGUUUAUGGAUCUUCCCAAUUUACCAUCCUAAGAAAGGAGGCACGUGUAACUCUAAAAUAGCUGAGCCCGCAGAGUUUAACUCCAUGCUCGCCUAUAACAACAUGCGCGGAGCUGAAGGUGUACAAAUUGGCUCAGUGAGGUUUGUCGACUUCGUCAUGAUGGAUAACGACCUUGCCGGAAUCGAAUAUGUCGACACAAACAGUGAUUCUCCACCGUGGGGCGGGCCGAUGAUCAAGGAUUCCAUGAUCGUAGGUCACAGCCGACUCUCUGAAGGGUUACCGAGAGUGGUCAAAAGUAACAGAAAUUGUACAACAAGUGGACUCAUGUUGCCGAAGACCUCCAAGUUGACCGUAAGCAAUGUGACGAUGGUGAACUUCGACCAAAAAGGGUGUGCCGCUUUUGAGGCAUGCGCACACUGCAUUCCUUUCUGCCCGUUCUGUGGAGGAUGGACUGUGAAAUUUGAGAAGAUGACGUUCAUCAAUUCACCCCAAAUUUCGCGAUUCAAGUGGAAGCAUGAAGUUGUGUUCAAAGAUUUGGACGGAACACUAACAGGUACCGUUGGAGGAAGUGUUGUUCCAACGAAUAAAAACCUUCCCCCGAAUGCAUGCACUGAAAAGGCCGAGCAUAGUUUUGGGGAGGCGAAAGGCAGCAUUUGUGACGAGACCUUAGACUUCAGAAGAUUCGCAUGGAAUCACGCCGCGCCUACAUCGUUGAACCCAAUGAACGUCUUGAUGACGAAUGCACACGGAACCGACUCGUUUCCAUGGAAACCAAAAUCCAUCACUCACAAGGAGGGCUGGAUGACCACGGUUAUCGUCGGAGACGAUUAUACGAUGGCUUUUGCAAAUCAUACUCAUAUUACCAACAUUUCAUACACCGGUUCAUUUUAUGAAUUUGCCCCAACGGAAUAUAUCAGGAUGAAACACGAAUUCACACAAGAACCAGACUUCUUCAUGACGACUGGCGUGAGACAGAAUGUCACCGAUAGAAUACCACAGCCGACCGAUGAUCAUGGUGAUUGGGGAUUCAAUAAUGCCACGAAGACAAUGACCUACCUGGUCAGCGGUAAAGGCGCUGACGUCGACGAAAACAACAAUACUGGGACAAGAGACAUUAAAUUCCAGGUCUAUCGCUGCUUCUUCUUGAACUGUAUCACACCAACGCCACCUCCCCCUGACAAAGUGAACGAGAUCCUCGACCUGAAAUGGUCAGUAGCAGAAGAUUGGAAGAGACCAGAGUCGCCCACGGAGGAAAAAUACGGGGGGUACGACGGAGUGUUACCUAAAGACGGGGAGGAUGUCCACAUUCGGUCGGACUGGCACAUGAUAGCCGAUACCGAUUUCCCUCAGAUUAAUCAACUGAUUAUUCAUGGCGUGUUGGAACUUGAAAACACUCGAGAUUACGUGUUGAAUGCUUCUAUUAUACUAAUCAUGGGCGAGUUCGCCGAGCUCAUUGUUGGCACGGAAGAGAACCCACAUCCGGGGAAUGUACUCAUCACCCUCCAAGGGGACUGGAACUCGCCUGAAAUGCCGAUGAACAGGGGACCCAACCUGGGGUCCAAAGCGAUAGGCGUGUUCGGGAUCCUGGAGUUACACGGUAUGCCGCACGAUGUGUACUGGACCCGACUCUCAAGCACUGCUGAUGCCGGAGCCACGGCUAUACAACUGGACGAUGAGGUGGAGUCGGACUGGAGAGUUGGUGACGAAAUCGUCAUUGCUUCCACAACAUUCGAGGCCCGUCAAGCGGAAGUGGUGAAAAUCUCGGCAAUUUCUGGCAAGACCGUUACCCUCGAGAGAGCUUUGAAAUACAAGCAUAUGGGGGUGGUUCAUUCUCUUCCUGAUGGACGACAGUACAAGCUUGGAGCGGAAGUUGGACUUCUCACGAGGAAUAUAAAAAUCGAGGGUGCGAAUAAUCCAUCCGGGUCGGUUUCCACGCAGGAUUUCGGGUGUCGGGUUUUGGUUGGUCAAACCACGGCUGGUGAUGAAGUUUACACGGGCUGGGCGAAGAUUGAGAAUGUCGAGUUCAAACAUUGCGGUCAAAGAGGCUGGACUGACUUCUAUGAUCCAAGAUUUGCGCUAUCAUUCUUGGACGUUGGAAAGACGAGGAAAAACGAAAGCUAUGUGCGAGGUAAUUCAUUCAACCACAAUCUAAACACGGCUCUGGGUGUCUUCGGAACAAGCGAUCUCAUGAUUGAAAACAACGUCGUCUACUUCACCAUCGAAGCCUCGAUAAAAGUCUGGGGUCAAAGAAAUAUGAUCAUCAACAACUUGGUUGUCUAUAUGGCGUCUUACUCGACGUACAAAGGGCGUCGGGCCGCGUUGGACAUUCACUGGCCAGGGGCGUUUGAAGUCGACUCGGCCACAGACGCUGUCCUCAUUGAUAACGCAGUAGGUGGCAGCGAACGGAUAGGCUACCUUAUCGAUGGUGAACCCUGUGAUACUCCCGGGAACACGCCAACAAAAUGGCGUGGAAACACGGCCCACAGUGCUUUGCACGGUGUGACCAUCUUCUACAAGAGCGGUAUAAAGGGAUGCACAAUGGUGUCUGGUUUCCUGGCCUGGAAGAUCUAUGACUGGGGUCUGUUCUUCUUCACCAAAUCACGGGUGUUGAUUAAGGAUAACGUAUUCGCGGAUAAUGUGAACUCUAUCAAUGGUAUGGUAUACGACCCUCAUGCACUGACUCAUAAAGCAUCUGAUAAGUUUGUCCGCAUUCAUGAUACGGUAAUGAUUGGAAGAACAGCAAGUUGGGACUGCGCUAUUGAUGCUGUUGAACCGGUAACGGCUGUGGUUAACGAAAAGCAACGUGCGUUUAGAACACCCUCAGGUGGCAAUGUUGGCUUAUUGAUGCCCAGUUUCAUGUCCACGUUUGGUAUGGGACCAAUAAAGAGAUGGGACAGUGCCAAAUCAUACACAGCUAUUUACGGCAUAACAAAACUCACAAAUGUUACAUUCGAUUCAUUCGGGACUGCAUGCAAUGGUAAACGCGAUACAGCAAUCAUGCUCAAUCCUGUGGUGGGUGAUAUUACUCAUCCAAUGACCUUGGAGGCAAUAACGAAAUACAAUAUGGACGAUGAAUCAAUGCUGUUCUACACUAUGCCUACUCUUAGAUGGGUCAAUCCUUCAGACUGUGUUGACAUGGAUUGCGACGGACGACGACAGGUUUUAAUCACGGAUAUCGAUGGAAGUUACACGGGAAAGGCCGGAGAUUCGAUGAUAACAAAAGCGGAAUACGAGUGGGGUGGAAACCCGAGUUAUGGCCUAGGUGAUUACAGAAUCCCCAUAGCAGCGCAAACCAACCCGGAUGGAUCUCGUAUCAAUAUCAACAGCUAUCUUCCUAACAAAGGAAUAAUUCGAGGAAAUGAUAAUCAGUGUACAUGGAUGAACAACUGGAAUGCUUACAAAUGUUCCGAUAUGGAUCACCUCAUGACCAUCAUAGAAAGUUUGGAUGCAGAUACGGAAACAAGAAGGCUAUCCCCAGUUGCUAUUUUCGGCGACAGCUACGUGAACUUGUUGAACGGCCCCAUGGAUCACGGAUGGUGUCUUGGUUACACUUGUCAAGAAAGGAUUUCAACAUUCUACGCCAUUGUCGCCUCGCAGAGAAAUUAUUCUCUCUACUUUACGAACACCAAUCCACAAAAAUUACGCCUCCAUCUUUUGGGAGAAAGAGACAAAGUGAUUCGGUAUGCAAUCUUCUACAAGACCACGCAAAGAUUGGACAUCUAUCGUCGAGGCCUUUAUAUCAACCCAACUAAUGCAAAAUUAUCUGGUGAAGAAUUCACGUUAAAACGCAAGGAUCCAAGAUUACCAAACGAUCAGUUUGAACCACAGUUGACCAGCUUCAGUGGAGCAAAUUACUGGGACCGCGAUACAAACUUGUUGUAUGUUAUCGUGCGAGGCUCUGAACCCAUCGACAUACGAACAUCUCCAGUUAUCCAGGUUAAAAUUGGAAUGAAGCCGAUAUCAGUGGAUGAGUUCUUUGAAGAGAAUUUAGUUCAGAACUUAGCGGCGUUACUUGGCAUUGACACAUCCAGGAUUCGCAUCAUGAACGUCGUGGGUGCUGGUGGCGGAGCUAGAAAACGUCGAAGCACAGAUGAGAACAUGGUGAUUGAAUUCGAGAUUGGUGAUCCACCAGCGACAACCAUUGAGUACGAUGAGGGUGAUAUCGCCGAUAACACCACCUCCACCAAUACAACAGUGGAAGGUGUUGCCACAAAUCAAAAUUACACAGGGGUCGCUAAUUCAACAUCGUUCCAGGAAUUGGAACAACUCGCGAGUAAUCUUGUCGAUCAAGUCCAAACAGGAACCUUGUCGGAAUCAUUGAACAUCACAGUGCAAAAUUUUGCAAUGGCAGAACCAGUUCCAGAACCUGUCGAUCAAACCGGAGGAGUUAGAGCUACCAAUGAGUCUGUCGCAAACGUAACAGCUUCGAACGACACGUUGCGUUAUGAUCAGAAGUCACAAGAAACAGAAAACGAUGGUCAAGAAACAGUUUACCAAAUUCCCUCACAACUAUCUGUUGUUGUCCAGCCUGACGGAGCAAACGAGACCGUUCCUUUCUCCGUUCAGCCAAAACUAUGGAUGCUGGAUGCCCAAGGAGAUCAAGUUAACAGCGUUGGCUUUGGAGAAAUUGGUGCCUGGGUUGUAACCGCAAAUAUCAGACCUGGAACGGGCGAUCCUAAAGCAAGCAUCAUUGGUAACAAUACGAUCAAAUUCAGCAAAGGAUGGGCCAACUUUAGCACAUUGAGCAUCUCACAUAACGGGACAUACAUUCUCGAUUUUCACAUUUCAAAGCCCGAUACUGCAAAUUUCCAGGCAUCUUCCCAGCAGUUCGUAGUUAAAGAGAGAGAGUUAUACUUCACUUUCAAAACUCAGCCCGGUAGCGGAACGGAAAUGGCCUCUUUGCCUGUGCAGCCAGAGGUUGAAGUAAGAGACGCUGCGAACGGGGAACUGGUGAAUAACACGGGUUGGAAGAAUCGCACGUGGUACGCAAAUGCUAGUUUAGUCAGCAGCAACGGAGCUGAACUGCAGGGUACAAAAAUGAUCGAAUUUACCGAAGGUGUAGCGAGUUUCACCGAUUUGAACGUAGAUAUUGCCGGAACGAUAUACAAGGUUACUGUGGAAGCCAUGACCGAGCCUUCGUCACGAUAUCACGGCUCCAUUACCAGCGAGACGUUUGAUAUCCAGGAUAGAGUUCUAUAUCUUGCUGUGGUCAGACAACCUGGUGAUUGCAAUGAUACUGUGGCAUGCGGUGUACAGCCUGUUGUUGAAGUUCGUGAUGUCCCUACGAACACUGCCGCUGGAAAUCUUGGCUGGCGAGGACGAACUUGGUAUGCAAGAGUAUCAACAACAAAUGGCAACACACUGAUCGGUGAAACACGGCUACAAAUCCCGACAUCAGGCCAGCUCACUUUCACCGACAUAGGACUGAGUGACGUUGCCUCAGGAGUUAUCCUACGAUUCGCAAUCGAAACCGAACCUGCAUCUUCGUACAGCUCCCUAAACACCACAUCGAACGGAAUUGAAGUAGUACAACGCCAAUUCUACCUGGUGGUGGCCGAAGAAGUCGCCGCGGAUCUAGCUCUUCCGUUUUCAUUAGCUGUAGAAGUUAGAGACGUAGGAACAAGUAAAAAAGCUCUGCCUUGGAAGACUCCGAUGACAUUGACCGUGGCAUUGACUACAAACCCAACCGGGGCCGUCUUCUCGGGAACGCACACUGUAAACGUGACAGACGCCAUUGGAAAUUUCACCGACUUGGAAAUUAAUAAGCUGGGAACGAAUUACACCGUGGAGGUUACUUCGAGUGAUGGUCACAAGGUGAGUCACACAUUCGAUGUGGUAACACCAAACAUUCACGCUCCAGAAUUCACACCAAGCGACGGUCAGUACGAAGCAAGCAUCCCAGAGGACAGUGCGGUCGGCACAAACGUAAGCAGAGUAAACGCCACAGAUAAAGACGAUGGAAUUCGAGGAGAUGUGUACUAUAACAUCACCGGCGGAAACGAAGAGGAUAAAUUUGAGAUCGAUGUCAACUCCGGGCUUGUUCGAACCAAGGCCUUGCUCGAUCGGGAGACCACUGCUAGUUAUGUUCUAACGGUGACGGUAUACGACGGUUCGUUACCCCCAAGGCGACGUUAUACGCAUGGUCAAUUGACUGUGACCAUCGGGGAUAUUAACGAUAAUUCACCAGUAGUUAUCGGACCAUCGUUGGUGGUGAUCCCGGAGAAUUUCACCAUUGGUGAUGUUCUAACCAACAUUACCGCUAGUGACAAAGACGAAGGACAAAAUGCAGAAGUUAUGUUUGCGAUUUUAUCAGGAAACGAUCAAGGACUCUUCACCCUAAAUGAAAACACGGGACAUCUUACAUUAAAUGGAUCAAUCGACUUGGACGCUUUGAGAAGAGAGAACUACACAGUAAUCUUAAAGAUUAUCGCGACAGACAAAGGCCAAACUUCGCUGACAUCGACACCGCUCAACAUAACCAUUACCUUUAUCAAUGUUAAUGAAUUUCACCCGAAGCUUUCGAAGGAAAGCGAAACAGUGAUACUGCUGGAGAAUGCUACCGUAGGAACCGAGAUCUUCCAAGCGAAUGCGAGCGAUGGAGACUAUGGGAAAUUUGGAAAGAUUGUUUAUGAUAUUCUGAAUGGGAACAUUGGUGGAUAUUUCAGUAUCGAUGCGGAUACAGGGGUGAUAUCAAUUGCGAAAGAGCUGGAUCGCGAAGCUACUCCUAAUGGCUUUGUCCUUACCAUCGAAGCAAAAGGAUUCUCUGGUGUUGGUCCAGGAGACACGAUGGUACUUCAUAUUAAUCUCACUGAUGUCAACGAUAACAGUCCAGUGUUUGUUGGUACAAUUAGCCCACAAGGGGUGUCUGAAACAGCAAGUGUUGGCGAUCUCAUUGUCCAAGUCCAGGCAACAGACAGUGACUUAGGUGAAAACGCUGACAUAACUUACAGCAUUACUACGGGAAAUACAGAUGGUCUCUUUGAACUUAACGGGGUAACUGGAGAAAUGAAAGUGAAGAAAUCUUUAGACUUGGAAGGCAGUGAUCCGCCUGGUUCACUCAGCUAUACACUCAGGAUUGAAGCAAGAGAUAACGGAAGCCCGGUCAGAAUGACCACAGUAGAUUGAUACAACAUUACAACAGAGAACGAGUAUACGCCGGAGCUUGAGCGAACCUCUGCAACCAUUGAAAUAAUGGAAAACGUUUCUGUUUCCUCCGAAAUCUACAAGGCCAACGCGACAGAUCAAGACUAUAGUACAGAUGGCCAACUUGAGUUUACCAUAAGCUCCCAGAGCCCUUCGGGGUACUUUUCCAUUAAUUCCCAGACUGGUAAAAUCACCAUAGCUAAGGCAUUGGAUAGAGAAGUCGUAUCCAGCGUCAACCUCACCAUCCAAGCUGCAGAUAAACCAUCAGUUGGAGCCGCAAAAACCUCUACAAUGGAAUUGAAGGUUCGAAUUUCAACAGACGUUAACGACAACAGUCCAGAAUUCACAGGUCAGGUUCCACCACAAGAAAUAUCCGAGGCGUCGUUGGCUGGUGACUUGGUUGUCCAGGUACAGGCAACAGAUGCUGAUUUGGGUGCGAAUGCUGAGAUUCUUUACAGUAUAACCCAAGGUAACUCUGAAGACCUCUUUGAAAUCGACGGGGUAUCCGGUGAAAUCAAAGUAAAACAGAGUUUGGACUUGGAAUCAGGUAACCCACCCAGUCUUAGCUAUACACUGAGAGUUCAAGCAAGUGACAGUGGAACUCCACAGCUGUCUGAUACAAUGGAUGUGCAGAUUUCGAUUAAGUCAGUUAACGAGUUUAAUCCUGAGUUUGCGAAUGCCACACACACCACUUCCGUUUCGGAGAACGCAACAGUUUCUACUGAGGUUUAUGCGGCCAUAGCUACAGAUAAAGAUUAUGGCAGUGAUGGUAAUGUCCAGUAUUCAAUAAUGACCCAAACGCCUGACGAAUACUUCCAAAUUGACGCUAAUUCAGGCAAAAUCACAAUCACCAAAGACUUGGAUCGUGAAACCACUCCUGGUGGGAUAUUCCUCACGAUUAAGGCUACGGAUGUACCAAGCUCAGACGAAGCCAGAUCAACCACAAUGAAUGUUACAAUCCAGAUUUUGGAUUACAACGAUAACAGUCCUAUGUUCACUGUAGUACCAGAACAGGAAAUCUCAGAAAACGCAAACAUUGGAGAUCUUGUAGUCAAGUUGGAAGCGACAGAUGCUGAUGAGGGAACGAACGCAGCUAUCACGUAUAGCAUCAAAUCUGGCAGCUCUCGUUUUAACAUCGAUUCUCAAACUGGAGAAAUAAAGGUCAACCAAUCACUAGACUUGGAAAGUGGAGAUCAUACUGCUGAUUUCAAGUAUCCCUUGACAAUUGAAGCUCGUGAUGGCGGGGUUCCUUCGCUUGCCACGGAUUUAGUUGUGACCAUAGUAAUCAAGGGAGUGAACGAAUUUGAUCCGACUUUUGGCAAAGCAGCAGACGAGAUCUCUGUCCAAGAAAACACGACAACAUCAACCGUGGUUUACACCCCCGGGGCUUCGGAUGGGGACUCAGGCAUUGAUGGUGAACUAAAUUAUACGUUGGUAGACAAGAACGGUGAAAGUUACUUCAGCAUCGACUCCGCCAAUGGCGAGGUGUCGGUCGCAAAACAGUUGGACUACGUAGCAACACCGAAUGGUAUCAAUCUAACCAUCACAGCAACCGAUAAACCAGCUAACCCGAGCGACGCAAAAUCCGCAAGCAUGGAUUUGACGAUAAAUGUUCUAUACGUUGGCAAUACAGCUCCGAUAUUCCCGGCCGAGAGUUUAGACACAACAGUCGCUGAAGAUCGUGAAGUUGGAUCGACUAUUUUGACAAUAGAUAUCACAGAUGCAAAUCCGGGUCCAAACGGAGAGGUUUGGUUCGCUAUUGAUGGUGGAAAUGAUUUGGGCUUCUUCAGAAUCGACAAGAACUCAGGUGAGAUUAGUCUUAACAAAUCCGUGGACUUAGAAACUUCAGGUACUCCGAUUACGCAUACCUUGACAGUCCAAGCAACGGAUCGUGGAACUCCACCACUCUCCUCAACGAAAUCUCUGACUAUCAAUGUCACAAAUGUGAACGAAUUCACACCUCAGUUUACAAAGUCCAGUGAUACGGCCAGUAUUGGUGAAGAGGUGGGAAUUUCAACGUACGUUUACCGACCGACCGCUAGCGACCAGGACUACGGAAAGGAUGGAGAGCUGAUGUAUUUCAUCGACUCUGGGAACGAUGCAGGAUACUUUGAGAUCGAUCCGAAUAACGGAUCCUUGACCACACGGGCCUUACUUGACCGGGAGGCGCAUCCAAAUGGAAUUGAUCUGAUACUCUUAGUCAAAGAUAAAGCCGAAGAUGGUUUCACCAAGAACUCUACGAUGAUGUUGCAUGUUAAUAUCACAGAUUAUAAUGACAAUAUACCUGUCUUUACUGGAACUAUUAACCCACAAGAUGUCUCAGAAACGGCUUCGGUUGGAGACAGGAUUGCUCAAAUACAGGCAACAGACUCUGACUUGGGCAAAAACGCAGAAAUCAAAUACAGCAUAAUCGCUGGGAACUCUUUGGGAUAUUUCGAAAUUGAUCCAGAGUCUGGAGAAAUCAAAGUGAGCAAAUCUCUGGAUUUGGACUCGGACAGUCAAACACAUUCGAAUAACUUGAAGUACAUACUAACGGUUCAGGCUGAAGACAAAGGUACGCCGGCUCAGCGGAAAAACACGACCGUCGAAGUUACGAUUAUUUCGGAGAACGAGUUCACGCCACAGUUUUCAGACUCCAGCGAUAAUGUUGAGGUCAGCGAGAAUGCUGGGAUAUCAGACGAAAUCUAUACAGCAAGUGCAACGGACGAUGAUUACGGGACGGAUGGUCAGAUAUCGUACAGCAUCACCUCAGAAAGCCAUACUGGGUAUUUUACCAUCAAUUCUGGAUCAGGGACGGUCACGGUGGUGAAGACAUUGGAUCGUGAAGCAAUUCCUGAAGGGAUAAACCUGACCAUUCAGGCGGCAGAUCAACCCCAAAUCGGCGCGGCGAAGACAGCCACGAUGGUUCUGUAUGUUGAAAUCACAGACAUUAAUGACGAAGACCCUGUCUUCACCGGAUCGUUUUCAGACCAAGAAGCACCAGAAGAUAGCCCAAAUGGUACCUUAAUUACCCAAGUACAAGCAACAGAUAAAGAUCUCGGUGAUAACGCAAAGAUCUCUUACAGCAUCACUGGUGGAAACUCUCUUGGAUUCUUCGCAAUCAAUUCAGAGUCUGGCAGAAUCACGGUCGCAAAAUCUUUGGACUUAGAAACUGCAUCUCACGCACAAGGUCUAAGCUAUACUUUAACAGUCACUGCCACUGAUUCAGGGCAAACACCAAGAUCUAAUUCAGGAAACUUGAAGAUCACAGUCACCAGUAUCAAUGAAUUCAAACCUGAGUUUCAAAAAGACGUUGAAUACAUAAUAGUACCUCAUAACACUUCAGUAUCCGAUGUGGUAUAUACAGCUCAAGCAACUGACGAGGACUUUGGGUCUGAUGGCCAACUCCAGUACAGCAUGACCUCGACGAACAACAAUGGAUUCUUUACAAUCAACCCGAGUAAUGGGGAAAUAUCUGUCGCAAAAGUGCUGGACUACACAGCGGUACCGAACGGUGUUAACAUCACCAUCACAGCUAGUGAUCAACCAAGCAAUGGGUCGUCUAAAACCGACUCAAUGCAGCUAAAUAUCGAAGUCAAGUACGUCGAUAAUACUGCUCCAGUGUUUUCGCAAUCCUCUCCGAGCUCAGUGAGCGUUCCAGAGAAUUCAACCGUGGACACUCUCGUAGUAGCUGUCGAGGCAACCGACACGGAUCCUGGGCAAAAUGGGGAGGUGAACUACAAGAUUACUGCUGGAAAUGAACGUGGCUUCUUUAAGAUCAGCGAAAACAGCGGUGAAAUAAGAGUGAAUCAAGUUCUAGAUUUGGAAACAAAAUCUCAUGCUCCUGAUGCGACAUAUGCAUUGACGAUUGAAGCCACAGACCGAGGUACCCCACCAUUGUCCGCUACGAAACAACUCAGUGUUCUGGUCACUCCAGUCAACGAGUUCAGGCCAAGUAUAGCGAACACAGUUUUUGCGCAAACGUUGAAAGAAGAUACCGCAGUGAACACUCCAGUUUUGAAAGUGCUUGGUGAAGAUCAGGAUUAUGGAGAUGACGGGAGGUUGACGUACUCAAUAACAGCAGGAAAUGAAGGAAAUCAUUUUAAAAUCAACCAAACAACAGGAAUGAUUUACUUGGACAAAGCAUUAGAUUACAAAACAACAAAGGAAUAUUCGUUGACAAUCCGUGUAGAAGAUAACGCUCCUGCAGGAAGAAAACUUUCAACGGAGAUGAAAAUAACCAUCAAAGUCUCGUUCACUCCCGACGACACAGCCAGCGAUCCUGAAACUCUUAGCAACCUGACGUUAACCUUCGCAGACGCUGACUACGAUUCUCUGGUUCUUGGGAAUAAAGAAAACUUCAUCUUACAGAUAAAGAAAUCGCUUGAAGAGAAAUAUCCAAACGCGAUUUUCAUUCAUUUCAAAGUAUGGAAGGGAAGCAUUAUCGUCUCGGUUGAGAUGAUAACGAAACAGUCUGACGAGAAGAACGUUUUGAACCAAAUAGCGAACGACGUGAACACCCCAGGGGGAUUGCAGCUCAGCGUAAAUGGAACGACGAUAACAACAAAAGAUUUCAAAAAGGAUGGGACGAUAUACACUGCCACCGAUAGUGAUUCUGAUGACAGUUCAGCUGUGUUGCCAGUUGUGAUCGGUUCGGUCGCUGGUGGUCUGCUCUUGAUAGGUGUCGUGGUGGCCAUACUUCUGUCGUGCUAUUCCAAGUACAAGUCGGACAGGAAGGAAGAAUCUCGUAUGUAUUCAAACGCGGGGUAUCGCCCCGGGGAAGAUCCCCCUCCUUCAUACAAGAGUGCAUCCACGGUCGCAUACAGCCACAGGCCACCCAGUCAACCAAGACGCAGUGCAAGGCCCAGUGUCGCAGGAACAGCUCUAACAGGACAGUCGAUAGGAAGCCAUCAUGAUGUUCUUCGUCCAAGCACCGCAUCUUCAAUGCCUCGUUCGGCUUUCAGGGGAACUUCUCCAACGAGCUUUAAACCUCCGUCGCAAAUAAGCGAUAAUUACGAAUCCUUGUUAUCCACCCGGGACCCGGAGAGACCUGAUUCAGCUUAUUCCCAGAAUCGCUACACAUCCAUCAAAAUGCCUUCGUCCCCACGACGACAGUACGACAAUCGACCGAGCUCGAGCGAGAACCGUGAAAGAACGAGUAGUCCACGGAGCACUGGCUACGAGUCGGUUGAGGGAAGAUCUUCGAAGCUCAAUCCAGUCUUUGAUGCAUCUUUGACCACAGCUGUGUCUGCCCGUUCCGGUGUUUAUGGAAGCUCACAAUAUCGCAAGUUCUACGUGAACUUGGUUAUGCCAAACAGCGGGUACAUGUUUAGUCGUCUUGGAGAAGUGAAUGUCAACAUCAACGGAAGUCUGAAGGAACUCCGAGAAAUUUUGGACGCCGAACUUGGAAGCAAGGAUGAACUGAGAAACAAAAGAUACAUCUUCGUGGACAAUGAUUUCGACAACAUUGAACCAAGCCGAGAGGAUCACACUCCAGUUCAAAACGUAUACACAUCCAACAUUAAAGUAAAGGUCGUCUGAAGCCGCUGAAACGUCAGACUAUUACACUUUGCACCAGACAUAAUGGAAACGUGUAUGAAAAACUAAUCAUUGAUGAAGAACUAUAACCUACGGUAUAAAAUCUCAGUAUAACUAAGCUUAUACCUACCUACAAAUGCAUGAACACAUAUCUCAAAGUAUACAAAAAAGCAUCAUUAUUUAUCCAACAUACAAUCUGAACACAGAAAGGCUUGCAUUUGCAAUUGAAUAUAUGAAUGUCAAAGGAAUUGUUGCAUCUUCUCUUAUUGUAGUAACGAAACUGCUGAUAUUUUAAAUUCUUGAAAUUGUGUAAUGGUUUAUAAUCCGUUGAAGCACAAUAAACGUAACCGACAAAUU
Dendronephthya gigantea is the source of this 20951-nucleotide messenger RNA. RefSeq names its product fibrocystin-L-like. Gene Ontology annotation, biological process: homophilic cell-cell adhesion. NCBI's taxonomy places the organism in Eukaryota, Metazoa, Cnidaria, Anthozoa, Malacalcyonacea, Nephtheidae. Gene Ontology annotation, cellular component: plasma membrane. Gene Ontology annotation, molecular function: calcium ion binding. The record is from RefSeq and is a predicted model, not a curated record.